UUUUUCUCACUUUCGUUGCUUUGUUUUCUUGGUGAUCUGCAUUUUUUUGAUUGAGUCUGGUUUUGAAGCUGGUUUUAGCUUUGAUUUGCCUCUAUCUGAUGAACUUGGGGCUCUUUGAUCCUUCAGUAAUUCUGUUUUUCCUUUUAAAAUGGAGUAUAUAAAUGGAGAAUUUUUUGGUUUGUUUCAGUUAAAAUUUCAAGUUUUAUAGUGAUUUCAUAGUGGAACUUCAUUUCCCCCAUUAUACAGAUUUCAAUAUUUGGGAAACUUUUUGUUCCAUGUCCUCCUCUAAUGAUAAAAAACAAAAGUGAGGAAAAAAAACUGUAAUUUUGAAGCUUCAGUCUUGAUGUUCUAUGCCUUUUGGGUUCUCAUGGGGGGUGGCUUUAAUUAGUUUAUUCUCUUGAGACAUUAUCUCAGAAAUCAAACAAGUCUGAAAUUGGGAAAAAAAAUGAAAGCAUGUUUACAUGCUGCAUCAGGAAAAAGGAAAGAAAACAAAGAAAAGUUAGAAUAUAAUUGGAAAAUGAUUUCCAUGUCACGACUUCCGUGUUCUUGAAGAUUUCCUCCAUUUUCUUUUAACUUUUUGGUGUGAACUGGUUUUUGGGUCACUUUUUAAGCCACUUAUGCAUACAGAUUAAAAUAGAAAAAAAGCCACUAAUUAUUGUUCUUUGGUUUUGGAUUUCUUUUUAGUGUUAAAAAAAUUUUGGGAAGUACAAGAGGUUUAUUUAUUUUAUCUUUAUUUUAGUUGAUGUCAAAAGUAAAAAAUUUUAGUUAUGGGAAGAGUAAGAGAAAAAAAAAAAAAUGGCUCCUCGUACAUGGUGUUGUGGAUCCUUUCUUAGUGUAAUAAGGGUUAGUUUUUAUAAAUAUUUAUCCAAUUACACAAAGAAACAUGAUUUUUUUUUUAUAAAGAAGGGUUUUGUAUUUGAUUAUUAGUGUGUGUGAUUGCUAGUAGUAAUUUGUUUGUCUUAAACUAUGAACUAUUUCUGUGUUCAUACUGAAGCAUAGAAAGAAGCAUCAUCAGAAAUUUAUCAUUUCCUUUGGCUCUAAUCAUCUUGGUGUCAAUCCUACAAGCAACUACCAGAGUUUGGUAUUGUAUAGCACAACCAUGAUCAAGAUUUCCACAAUAUCCGAGUAUGACCUUGGAGGAGAAGGUGAUCUGUUCAAAGCUCCAGAGCCAAUCAUUGAAGAACCAAAUCUGGGGCUUGAUCCCAUGUCUGCUGCCAUCUCAUUAAUCUCAUGUGGUGAAGAUGUCAUUACUUCCCAAGGACUUAAGGCUGCUGAUAUUGAAUCAAUCCAAAAUGAGCAACUUUUAGAGGUUCUCUAUGAGUGUGAAAAGGAUAUGAUGGCAAAAGCAGCUAUGGAAACACCACUGUCCGAGGUCCUUGAUAUCAAGAUUCCUGUUGUGAAGAUCAAUGAAAACCAACAUCUUGAAAACAAAGUGCUCUCUGAUAUCCCAUUUCAGAAAAGUGUCAGCUCGAGUUGCUUAAGGUCAAUGGAGUGGUCGCAAGGAGCUGUAAUCAAGCCUAAGUUUCUGGAUUUUCCUGGAAUGGAUUUUGGUUCUGUUUAUGUAAUGAGGAGAGCUUUUAGUGAAGGAGAUAUACAGACUCUUGGCAAUGGGAAUGGGAGCGUCAUCUGUUCUCCUCUUGAGCGACCAAUAAUGAUCAGCUGCUGUUCUACUGAUGAUCGAAGGGAAAAGCUUUCCAGAUACAGGGAUAAGAAGACCAAGAGGAACUUUGGAAGGAAAAUCAAGGUCUUUCAAUUUCCAUGCAUUUUACAAUCAAACAAUACGCUUGCAGGAAGGCUCUUGCUGACAGUCAACCAAGGAUCCGUGGAAGGUUUGCAAAGACUGAAGAAUCUGACAACUCCAAGAGGCAGUAAUUGUUGACUAAUUCAAAAGUAAAACAGGAAUGAAGUAGCUAGACCCUAGAGGUGAUGGAUAAUAUAUUUAUGUAUAUAAUCUCAGUAGUGUCAACUUGGCGCACUCACACACAUAUUUAUAUAUAUAUAUAUAUAACCUUUGUGGAAAUCUUAUACAGAGUUGAUGCUAAAUAAACCAGAACGUAGAUCCUGAGAAAUAAUUCUAUCUUAUUUGCUGUAAUAACCUCCUCUCCUCUCCAAGUAGGAUGUACAUAGUGUUUGUUCAAUAAAAUGAUGGCAAAGCAGAAAUUUGCACUUGUUCA
Molecule: messenger RNA, 2174 nt
Organism: Gossypium raimondii (Peruvian cotton)
Lineage: Eukaryota; Viridiplantae; Streptophyta; Magnoliopsida; Malvales; Malvaceae
Exons: 4
Coding region: 1100-1879 (259 amino acids)
Biological process (GO): regulation of flower development
Cellular component (GO): nucleus
Molecular function (GO): protein binding
Source: RefSeq, a predicted model, not a curated record